Molecule: messenger RNA, 1062 nt
Organism: Trichophyton rubrum CBS 118892
Lineage: Eukaryota; Fungi; Ascomycota; Eurotiomycetes; Onygenales; Arthrodermataceae
Exons: 4
Coding region: 1-1062 (353 amino acids)
Source: RefSeq, a predicted model, not a curated record
AUGAUCAUGGAGAAGUUUGAACUUCCAAUAACAUCUAGCCCUGUCCCAAGCAGUUCGUUUAGUGAACUUACUGCAGUGUCAGCUGGGACAGCUGAAGAUCUUGAUCGUCAAUCAAAGGAACGUCUUGGGAGAUAUGUGGCCGCCAGCGAACGCGACAAUGUUGUUCAGCUUAUGGAUGCGUUCAUGAAAUAUCUUCCCAAAGACGGGUCUGUGAGGCUUAUGCAAGAUGUGAUCUCCUUAGAUGAGGAUGAGAAGCUUCGCCAGCUGAAGGAACAUCUCGUGGACGCGAUUCUGAAGCCUAUUCAAGCCGUUGGUGGAAGAACUCCUGCCCCUACCCCAUCUCCCUGCCACGACUCUCAAGUCCAAAUUGACUCCCUGAUGAUAACAUCAAUGAAUGCCUCGUCCUGCAAUCAACAGGCUAAGCUAAAAAAUGACUGCCUCAAGCGAGACGGAUACCGGUGCCAGGUUACUGGUCUUUGGGAUCGUCAUUCUGUAGAGACUGGAAAAAUCGUCCCUGAGGACGGACGUACUCUAGCAGCGACGGAGGUCGCCCAUAUUCUUCCCUUUUCUCUUGGUAGCUUUGAUGAGGACAAGGAAUUUGAGGUUGAAAACAAGGCUACCAUCUGGCAAGCUUUGUAUAGAUAUUUCCCAGGUCUGGAGAAAGUUAUAACCCCAGAUACUAUCAACACACCUGCAAAUUCUAUUACUCUUUUUCAUCUUCUCCACCCCCAAUUCGGCUCUCUAAAUAUUACCUUCAAGGAAACAGAUCAACCAUAUGUUUACAAUAUCGUGCAUAAGCAGGCCAAUUACACUGAGUUCUCCUACCUGCCCAGAAAUGGCCAGGUAACCUUCCGCUGCCACGACAACUCGAUUGUUAUGCCUAGCCCCUUCCUUCUCUCAGUUCAUGCAAGAAUUGGAAAAAUUCUCCAAGUUAGUGGGCUGAAGGAGCGAUUUGAGAAAAUAAUGCGUAGUUUAUACCAUCCUUCUGAAGUCGAUCCCGAUGGAUCCACCGAUUUAGAAACAGCUAUGUCCGAUAAGUUGUUUAUACUAACGGAUGUUUAA